CCGGUCACCAACCUCGAUCUGAACGGACGCAGGCUCGUCGCCGUCGGCGACAUCCACGGCGACUUCGCUCAGGCGAUGAAGGCGCUGGAGCUCAGCAAGUGCAUGAACUCGGAGGGCAAGUGGAUCGGCGGGACCACCGUGCUCGUGCAGGUUGGCGACAUCCUCGACCGCGGCGACAACGAGCUCGCCAUCAUGCGCAAGUUUCAGAAGCUCGCGAAGGAGGCGAAGGAGGCCGGCGGGGACGUCGUGGUGAUGAACGGCAACCACGAGAUCAUGAACGUCAUGGGCGAUUUCCGCUACGUCACCAAGGGUGCCUUCGGCGAGUGUCGGCGAUGGGUAGAGAAGAGACGCGCGAGGGAGGCGGAGAAGCUCGGCGAAGAAAACGUCGAGCCCCUUCCGCCCGUUCCCGACGGCGUGACGCCGAACAGCUACUACGGCCUAUGGGCCCGGCGCGACUUGUUCCUGCCCGGCGGGGAGAUGGCGGUGAAGAUGGCGAGCAACCCCACGGUGCUGCAGGUUGGUGACACCGUAUUCGCCCACGCGGGCAUCACGGAGAAUCACGUCGACUACGGGUUUCAACGACUGAACAACGAGGUGGCGGCGUGGAUGGUGGGUAAGAAUUCUCAGCCCCCCAAGCACGUGCUCGAGGAGAAAGGGGUCGUGUGGACCCGCGACUACGGCGGCGCGGAGGGCGGGAACAAGAGCGAGGCUGCCGCGUGCAAGAGGCUGACCGAGGCUCUCGACGCCACCGGCGCCAAGAGACUGAUCGUCGGUCACACGCCGCAGCAGAAGGGGAUCAACAGCGGAUGCGGGGGUAAGGUGUGGAGGUCGGACACCGGCAUGAGUCGCGGGAUUUACGGCAACACCCCGCAGGUCAUCGAGAUCGUCAACGGUCGCGUGCGCAUCCUC
Micromonas commoda is the source of this 909-nucleotide messenger RNA. RefSeq lists its product with no specific name. The transcript has a single exon. The annotation marks the transcript as partial. The record is from RefSeq and is a predicted model, not a curated record. Gene Ontology annotation, molecular function: hydrolase activity. Lineage: Eukaryota; Viridiplantae; Chlorophyta; Mamiellophyceae; Mamiellales; Mamiellaceae.